This is a messenger RNA of Acromyrmex echinatior (Panamanian leafcutter ant), 6483 nucleotides long. RefSeq lists its product as uncharacterized. Gene Ontology annotation, cellular component: plasma membrane; intracellular cyclic nucleotide activated cation channel complex. Gene Ontology annotation, molecular function: intracellularly cGMP-activated cation channel activity; cGMP binding; intracellularly cAMP-activated cation channel activity. Lineage: Eukaryota; Metazoa; Arthropoda; Insecta; Hymenoptera; Formicidae. The record is from RefSeq and is a predicted model, not a curated record. Gene Ontology annotation, biological process: monoatomic cation transmembrane transport.
GUUCUCUCCGUCUCUGUCCGACGUUCCCGGGUGUCGCGCGUUUCGCGGCGGCGACGUUUUAACCCAUAUUUCAGUCUGGAGUUUUACCAGCGUGGCAACUCGUCUCGCACGCGCGCGAAUCGACUACCGGGCGAGUACCGGGCAGCGAGAGUGACGUGAACCUGGACACGCGUGAAUCUCUUCCGCGAGUAGCAGCGUGUACAUCCAGCGAGAGCGCGUAGAGACGGUGCUGCUGGCGAGACGUCGACGACGAUGACGACGACGACGACGACGAUGACGACGACGACUUCCAUGGUCAUCGAGCGUAGAACAACGUGGUAAAUGUGCGGGAUGUCUGAAUUUCUCCUUGACUACUCCGGUGAUGAUGAUGACAUUUCGGCGACGACGGCGGCGGUAGAGGCUUCGUGCGCGUGUCACUCGUUGACGUGGAUGACCAUCGUUCAUUGUCGAGCGCUAUUCAAGGCGCAAGGGUGAUCGGUGAGAAUAGUUUAUGGUGAUAGUUAGAGAGGACAGGUUCAAAGAAUCUUAAUGAUUAGCGGUUCUCUUGGUUCGCGAUAAUAUAAAAUUUGUUAAUAAUUGUUUAACUGGUUAAAGAACACGGCAUCUUUUAAAGAUUUAGCAUUCACACGUACGAAUGCUGUCGGCGUUUGUAAUUGAUAUCGCGUGUAUGUGAUGUACUUGAUUAUAGUGACAUCGAUGGUUCGUAAUCGUAUGAAUAAAAAGCAAAGCGUAGUGAGAUUUGUACUGCAAGAAGUUUGUGGUAUUGAAGGCUGCGGCGAGCUAUGAACUUGAGGAUUGCUAAAAAUUUUGUUCGCCGUGUUAGUGUGAGUGUUCGCUGGUAGGUCACGAAUGCCAUUGCAUAAACGUGGUUCAUGCGGAUGGAACAUCGUGGUGUCAAUGCUGACCCGUAUAUGUCAAUGACGAUGCGGUCAUCGAGCGAUUGUCUCUAACACCCUAAUGGAUGAUUUAAAGCUACUGUCUCGUGCCAAGCAUGCAAUUUGCAUUAAACGACGAUUACAGAUGCUCGUCGCAACGUGCAACUACUACUGACUCUCGACGGAACGAUGACGUAAACGCAGAUGUCAGGCGUGGAUUUUAGAUUUUACUUAACGUAACGCCUUCUGGACGGGAUACUAAGCAAUCGAAUGUUCUCAUUAAACGCACAUUAAUUUUAUGUUUCGAGACUGCAAUCAAUUUCAAAGGGGGUACCUUUGGUGAUGUAAACAAGCGAAAAUUCAAGAAACAGGAGAGAAAGGCGAAAACUCGAGGAUACUUAGAAUGGAUUGGAUCGUGGGAAUUAGUACUUCACGAAAGGAGAGUCCGGAAAAUUGUGCCAGAAGCUGCAAUUGCUCGGGCACGAAGUACGCCGCAUAAUAAAACUACGCGUUUUACAAGACAUCCUAGAAAGAGGUCUUGCCGGACAGAAGAAGGCACCCGUAGUCAAUAACGUGCCGUCGAGUGUCUACAGACGAAGUACGCACGAUAUUCGCUGGAGAAUUUAAUUAAGCGACCAAACAUCCAGAAUACCUACGAGCCGAGAGCGCGUAGGUUCAAAAUAUAUCUCGCCAGUGGUGAAGUCGAUUGCGCGAUCGGACGUCACGAGUGUCGCGUCAUCGCGAAUCGAGACGAUUUAAACGUCGGACAGAAACUUUUAAACAAGGAUGAGCGUGAACGUUUAUAUACUAAAUUUAUAGAGUCGCAAAUCAUCUGUACAAUAGUUCACGGAAUCUAACAUUCGCGUCGCCGGACAGUGGGACGUGAUUUUCGGAUUUCUUUCAUCACGUUCCUCGAUUCGGCAAUCGCGAGUGUGCAAUACUAAACGCUGCACAAUCGAAUUAUGUGGCGAGGAAAGUAAUAAUAAUAAUCCUGAGAAAAAAAACGAAUUGCUGGUGGUGAUCGAUGAUCGAUCGCGGCGGGAUAUCGAAUAAUGGCCGUGUGUGUCGACCCGUGCAUUAAGUGAACUGCCAAACAAAUUGAUCGCGACAAUUCGAUUGCCGGUGCAUCUGACGCCUCAAGUUCCGCCUUUCGCCUGUCCGAUAUCGUACAUACGUGGAUGCGCGUAAUCGCGGCUCAUUAAGCGUUUCGAGCUUGAACAGCACUGGCCGUUUGAUCGCGUCGCUUUAUCCGUCAACGAUAUAACGGGAAAGUCGGUUUCUGCGAGUCACGUGGACCCGACAAUUCCAUACGGCGAGAACAGCAAGCCGAAACUGUCGAUUCGCUGGAGAAUCAGGAACGCGACCGAUUUAAUCGAUAUACGAAGACAUCCCGCCGAGCCGAUCCGUUCACGAUUCCUCCUCAUUCGUGCCGAUCACGAACCAAUCAAGCGCGACUUUAAGUGCGUCGACAGCAGUAAUAUUCUGUUUCCGCGACUCGGAGCGGAAUUUUGCCGCGAGUGUGUCGAUCGUGGGCCAUUAUAUCGCGUAAAUUUACCGGAAAAGAGAGUGCCGGUGAUUGUGACAGAAUCGAGGUGUCGAUUCUAAAGUCGAUUUGAUACGAAGACGCCGAUCUCUCCUACGAUUCGCAAGAAACGUAGCUGCUCUCUCGCGAUACUGUAGGGUCCUAAUGACGUCACCGCCUCGGCACAUCACGAGCUGCGAACGACCAGAUGAGAGCAGACGGUGUGCGGAAACGAAAGUAGAUACUAUCGCGUUGUGUCCACUACCAAGUACUUCCAAGACGAGUCUCCAGCCGUCGUUGGAUCGAACGCGAAGUAUCGAGUGUAUCAGCGAGAGUGGUUGAACGUGGAAUAGGCGAGAGCGCAGCAGCGGCACGUGAGACGAGUGUCGUCGCUCGAGACACUUGUUGCACGUCGGCCGUCCCUUAAAGAGGGUCUGUCGGCGUCAAUAUCGGGCCACCGGGUAUUUCCCCGGUCGCGAAAGAGGUACACGGACCCUGUUCGUCAUCGAUAUCGCGGAGAGGCGAGAGUACGUAGAGUGUGCCGACGCUGACGAGGGUUUUAUCGGUGAACGCACCAUCGGGCCGACCGUAAUCGCGGCAUGUCGCUCGACGAGACGAUCGCAGACGAUCGCGUGGCGAGCGACGCGUGCCUCGUACGCCUAUCGAUUACCGUUCGCAAAAAGUGUACGCGUGCCGUCGCCACCAUCACGAUCGCGACGCACAGUGAUCGUUAGCCUGUCAAGCGAUCGGUGCCAGAAGCGACGUGUUCGACGGGUGUCACUUGGCAUGCCGCCGAUCGUCGUGCGACCUCCUUCGGUGGUCGGCCGUCGUCGCUGCUCUUCUUGUCGGUGCGUACGAACGCUCGAGCGGCUCGAAUAACAAUCGGUAGCGCGGAACCGGAGCACGAAAGCAAAGUACCGAGACGCGUGGCCCACGUGCCGGAUCGAAAUCGUGCUGAGGAUCAAGAGAAAGCGAUCAUGUGCUACGCUCGGUGACACCGGUCGCGAUCGUGCGCGGCGUUACCAUUGGCGGUACACGUAGUCAGCAGAGAGCAGAGCUACCACUGCGGGGCGGCAUCAUCACGUGGUGGAUCUCCCCGGGCGUGUACUCGGGCGGUUUUGGCUAGGACAAGAGGAAACGAAGACCGGAAGGCUGGAUCACCUCCGUGGAAUGUCUUCAGGCGCCAAGCGACUGGUGCAGUCGCUUAGGGGCCGGACCGGGGGCAGGGGCACCGGCGGCGGUCGUUCCGACGCCGGUGCCGGGGAAGAUAGCGGCGUCGGGGGUGGCGGGGCCAGCACCAGCGCGACGAGACUGUGCCAUUACGACAGCGGGCAUGAGCUCGACGAGAUCUCGGUGAUCGGGGCUACCGUCAGGGACAACGAGGGACUGACGACGCCUACUACGCCGUGUCACUGCAGAAGUAUUAAGUACGGUAGUGGACAGACGCUUUGCAGCAUCGCCGGAUUGCCGCCCGCCCCCGCCAUACCCGCGCACAGAGCACAGUCCGGUGUCAUCACAGGCGGGGUGAGACAUCGUCUGAGCGGCGGUUCCGCGUCCGCCCUGAGCUACGGAGGCGAAAAGUACGGCAGAAGCGGAAGGUCCAGCGAUGGUAGGACCGGCGGCGGUAGGGAGAAAGAGGAUGACACCAAGAGUGCAGAGAACGUAUCCAGAGGGGUUUUACCCUCGAGGCAGAGCCUCUUGGACCUCGUCAGCGGUAAAUUCAUGGGCCGACACACACCCACUCACCACUAUUACUAUCAGCAGCAGCAGCAGGUGUAUUCUGUGUCGCAGCGAUACUUCAGCUCGUCACGGGAUUCACUUCAGGGAGGAUACGUGAAUCGGGGGGCGAGCGAGCUCGAUCUGAGUCGCAAGCCGAGAAGAAGGGACCACCUAAGGGGCAGAUUCAAGCUGCCAUAUACAGUUGCGCUCACGUCCUCGCGUGACCAAUCGCAUCUCCACACACCGGCAUCAGUCAAUCAUCUCAGCAACAGUAGCUGUAACGGCACUGAAACGAGGUACACGGCGCAACAACAACAACAGCAACGCGGUAGUAGAGGCUAUCCCGGGCAACCUGGAUCGAGGGGUUUUCGCACGGGUGCGCCAAAUUGGUCCUUCAUCUUCGAUCCUGCGGGACGUCUCUGUUACUAUUGGUCGAUGGUGGUUUCUCUUGCCUUUCUUUACAACUUCUGGGUGAUCAUCUAUAGGUUUGCCUUCCAGGAGAUCAACGGAGAAACCCGUUGGGUGUGGUUCUGCCUGGACUACUUCUCGGAUUUUUUAUACGUGCUCGACAUAAUAUUUCACAUUCGAACGGGAUACUUGGAAGACGGCGUGCUGCAAACCGACGCCACGAAAUUGAGAAAUCAUUAUACGAACAGCACCACGUUUUACAUAGACAUCCUGUGCCUGCUGCCCCUCGACUUUUUAUACUUAUCUAUAGGAUUUAACAGUAUGCUGCGAAGUUUUAGACUCGUAAAAAUUUACCGGUUCUGGGCGUUCAUGGACAGGACCGAGCGACACACGAACUACCCGAAUCUGUUUCGCUCCACCUCCUUGAUACAUUAUUUACUAGUGAUCUUUCACUGGAACGGGUGCCUCUAUCACAUUAUUUAUAAGAACAACGGCUUCGGCAGUAAGAACUGGGUAUUCAGCGACUCCGAGACGGCGGAUGUUGUCAAGCAAUAUCUGCAAAGCUACUACUGGUGCACUCUUGCCCUAACAACCAUCGGUGAUCUACCCAGGCCGAGAAGUAAGGGCGAGUAUCUCUUUGUGAUUGGUCAACUAUUCUUCGGUCUGCUGCUAUUCGCAACGGUGUUGGGUCACGUCGCAAACAUCGUCACUUCCGUCAGUGCAGCGCGGAAAGAGUUUCAGGCAAAGUUGGACGGCGUGAAGACUUACAUGCGGAUGAGGAGAGUACCGAAUCAUUUGCAAGUUAAAGUUAUCAAGUGGUUCGACUACUUGUGGCUGACGCAAAAGUGCUCCGACGAAGAGAAAGCAGUGAGUUGUCUUCCAGAUAAGCUAAAGGCAGAAAUCGCGAUAAACGUGCACCUGGACACGCUGAGGAGGGUCGAGAUCUUCCAAAACACGGAGGCUGGCUUCCUGUGCGAGCUGGUGCUGCGAUUACGGCCCGUUCUUUUCUCACCUGGCGACUACAUCUGCCGCAAAGGUGAGGUGGGAAAGGAGAUGUACAUAGUGAAUAGGGGCCGACUGCAGGUGGUAGCCGACAACGGGAAGACGGUGCUCGCCACCCUUAAGGCGGGUUCCUACUUCGGGGAGAUCAGCAUUCUCAAUAUGGGGACCGCAGGUAAAGAGUGCGGUAACCGGCGAACAGCCAGCGUGCGCUCGGUCGGCUACUCGGACCUCUUCGUCCUCAGCAAGAAAGACAUGUGGGACGUACUCAAGGAAUAUCCGGCUGCGAGGGUGCGCCUUGAAGCCAUUGCAGUCAAAAGGCUGGAGAAGUACAAGAGAGCUCCUCUGGAGAAAGUCGCCAUGGGCAGGUGCCAAAGCACGCCCGGUCUGGUGGAGUCGCGAGGCCGCGUGUCGCUGGAGGACAUGUGGAUAUCGCCAAUCGACCUCAAGUCCCACGCGUACUCGACGGCCGCCUCGUUGUUCUCGCCGAGUCCGAGUCCGGUGACACCUCGCGCCAUGCCGGGUACGGGGGUUCUAGCGGACACGAACAACGUGCCCAGAGGCGCGGAGAGCCCGAUAAGCGGGGCCAGCAGUGGUCCCAGCAGCGAGGACCAGACGGCCAGGGCGCCGCCGUCAGCCGCGACCCAAGCCUCCACUGGCAGGCAGUCCACUCAUUCCGGCAUGACUUGCAACAGCAUGACGCAGCUGGUGAGCGAAGGUACAACGCCUUUGUUUGGUACCCACGAGGCUCUAUUGGCGGAGAUUCAGCGUCUCCGCGAACGCCUGAAAUGCCUGGAAACCGAGAACGCAGCGAUGAGCGUCAAGCUGAACCAGCAACAGUGGGAGGUCGAGCAUCGGUUGGCCGAAAUCGAGAUGCAGAUCUGCGGGGCAAGCUCGACCUCGAGCGUCGAGGACAACAAUGAGAGAAAUCGGGAGAGCAUUAUUUAACGAGAAACAAUG